GAUUAUGAGUUGACAGAGGAAGUUGCUGAAUAAAUUCGUACGCCGAUAGAGUCAAUUCAAAUAUGCUCUGAAUCACUGAAUUUAGAUUUUACUUGGCAAGCUGGACAUAAAUGCAAUCAGAGCAGAUGAUGAAUUCCAUGAAGCUUUCUACCACCAACAUUGAUUAGUAGGGGUUGCGCUUGGAAGCACAAGCCAGCCAGCCAACCAGAAUGUCGUCUACGGCCACACCCACUACCACAUCCUCUCCCCCUGGGCCUGGUGUUUCAGGAACGGGGUCUUUUGGGGAGGUGUUCUUCGUGACCCUCGCGGUGACCCUUGUGGCAUGCAUCUGGAUCCUCUACUUGGCCUUCUACAAUGCUAGAGUCUCAGGCUUCUUGCUCACCAAGAUCAUCAAUAAGUUCAUCAAACAGGGCCAUCUCCAUGUUGGUUCCUUCUCUUUCUCAGUGUUGUCUGGAAAGGUGAUGUUUUACGAUGUGGCUUACAUCACAGAAGACAGCACAAUCAGAGCCCAGCAUGGAUUGCUGAUAUUCAGAUGGUGGAGGCCAUAUACACCUUUAGGGGGGCAGGAAGAUACAUCACAAUGCGAGACGAGGCUGACAGUAUUCCUGAGUAGCUGUGAAGUGCACUUCUACAACAAGACAUCCCUCUAUGCCCAGCUGGAGAAGGCCUUUGGUCUGCCUCCGGAGAUGACAUCUCACAGAGAAACAGAAACCAGAGACAGUAAUGCUGAGAAUGAUGGAAGAAGUGAGUUGCAGAGAAGGCAUGAUGCUGCAGGGAUUUCAUGGAGAGACUUCUUUGGUGUCAUCAAAUUUGAAAUCUCUGACGGUCGUUUUGUGUUUGGCAACAAGCUGGUGCCGAGCGUUCUCAUGCUGAACAUUGAGGAUUGUCACGGUAUCUACACCACCCGAGAGCCAGAGUGUCGCUGGGACCAGUUCACACAUGAGGUCAAAUGCACGGCCGAGGGGUUAAGGGCCGUCCUAGCACCUAGCCCAAAGUAUGACGGACCAGUAGAUGAGCCUCCAAGAUACAUGGGGGAUGGCUUUGUCGUCAUGCAGUCCAGUAAAGUUCAAAUACAUUACGUUCAAGAUGAACCAGGCCUUGUACCAACCCCAGAGGAGCUGAUGGAAGAAGAGGACGAUGACCAGCCAUUUCAGCCACCGGUCUCGGUACUGGACAUCACAUGCCAGAAGAAGGGAACCCACUUCACAUAUGGACCAUGGGCUGAUAGACAAAGGGAGUUUUUGAUGAAGUUCUUCUACCCACAACAAUACAACACACAGCCAGCCACCCCACCUGCUGUCCCGGGUGAUAAGAGACAGUUUGAGAAACUAGACAUCACCUUGAACAUUGUAGAGGAAGCUACUAUAGACAUUCUCUUCACCAAGAACAAGGAGACCAAUGCAUUCCACAUUGACAUGAAGCGAGGGUCAUACAUUGAGAUCAGCAUACCACAGCUGGUGGGCAUCGAGGGAUACAACACCAAGAUCGUUGGGCAGCUUCUCCUCUUGGAUGCGGAUACCAGUCUUCCUUACAGAUCCUUCAUUAAGAGUGAGACGUUAGAGUUCAAGGUGGAUGUUCACUACCCCCGUGCAUGGAAUCACCCUCAGAACUGGGAAGUAUCUCUGACGUUCAGCAAAGCAAACUGGUUCUUCAUCUACGCCCAUAAGGUCUUUCUUGCAGAUUUGAUGUCUGAUUGGUCGAGCAAAGGCAGGCAGGAUCUGUUCAACUUUGUACCUUACACAGUGCGACUCAACAUCACCCUACAUCAGUUUGAACUUAUGCUACCAGUCAAUGAGUACAACUGGGUGGAUUGCUCACAUCAUGAAGAAAAUGUAUGCAUUGGGCUUGUCGGUGAGCAGCUGGAGAUGUCUAUCGUCCUACAGUUUGCAGACUACCUUCCACAGACGGUACCCAUCAGAAUUCUCAUCAAGGCAGAUGCGGUGUCAGGAUACCUGUUCCUCCCAGACUGCUACACUAGUCAGCACCUCUUCACUGCACUGGACAAAUCAGCCAAGGCAUCCUGCAGCUACCUGGAGAACAAGAAGAGCAUGGGGCUAGAUCGCCAUUAUUGGAGGCACAAUACCGAUGACCCCAACUGGAUCGAGUGCGCCUGCGUACCCGUGGUAGCCCUGUGCAUCAUGUACAACUACCACCCCUCCCCGCUGGACGAGGAUGUCCCCAGGAUCGUGGUCAAGCAGGGUCCUAGGGGCAAGCAGCACUGGUCAUCGGUGCCUCCACAGACCAGCUACGGGGGCUGGAGGAGGGGAGAGUCCAUGGUCGAUCCUGGAUCCCUGUCUGCAGAUAGUCUGCAGCUGGAGGUGGACAUUGGUCCUCUGCUCGUCAUGACCUAUGGUCCGCUCAUCAAGAUGAUACCAUCACUCAAGGAGGAUUUCCUUGGGUUGAACCAGGACAUGGUGGACUUCAUGUCUCCACUGAAUCGAAAGGCGAGAGACAAGAAGGAAGAGCCCACCAAGUAUGCUGACAGCAGAGUCCUCAACCCGAUGGCUCUAAGACCAUUCAAUAUCACAGUGUCACUUAACAUCGAUGGCAUCAAGGGCUUUCUUCCUAAGUACUGCAGCAAGGCUGACGUUGGUUGUGCAACCCUUGUGAUGGAACAGCUGUGCUUUGAGAUGUGCAGGGAAUUCACACAAACCAAACUUCAGCUUCUCUUGUCUCCCAUUCUACUCAUGGUGCCAAACUCACCUUCUCAGGAUGCCAUUCCACCCUCCAACCAACCAGAGCGUGGCCAGAUGGCCCUGUCUGGUCUGCAGCUUCGGUGCCAUGCCAUGUUCUCCAGAGCGGGGAUUCCCCCUGAUAGUGAGACAGUGGAGUAUGCCUGGUUGAUAGAUCUACAGAUGGGAGCAUUGAGUGGACAACUCACCGUGGCUCAGCUUCUUGCCAUAGCCGAAUCCCUCAGUCUCACUAUCCCCCUCAUCAUCGACCCUGUCGACAACCUCGCCAAACCUGCUCGACCUCAGAUGUGUGUUCACAUGGUGGACUCAGAGCGGUGUGCGGCCAGGGAGGGGGGAAUCUACCCCUCCCCUUGCGCCUCGGAAGAUGACCUCAAGUAUAGGGUUGUGAGGGUCGCCGUCAAUGCUGUGCAACUCCAACUGGUAGAAAGCACCACUGCUUUAGAAAUUAAGGUAAAUCAGAUUCGCCUAGCUACGUGCAAUCUCCACAGUGAAACAGUAGGAAGUGGGCUGACUGCCCUGGUCAAUCACAUAGACAUUCAUCAGUACUUGCUCCAAUCAGAUCACCCCUCCUAUGGAACCUCAUCCAAGCGUCCUCUACGCUCUGAACCACUCCAGAACUGGCUUGAAGUUGGGGCCAUCAACCUUGGGCCAGUUUGUGUGGACUGUGUCGGAUUCCUCCAGGAGGUCUCUGACUAUCGUAUGCAGCAUUACUUCCUGAUGAUGCAUGAUGAAAAGACAAAGAGGCUGUGGUUUUUAUGGCCUCCAGAGAGCUUAGAUAGGGUGUACCCAUCGUCGGUGAAGUGUGGUUGCCAGGGUGGUUGUGCAUUUUUCUCAGACAAGCCAUACGGGACACACUUCUUCAAGGUCGUGAACGGAACACAUUCCCAGAGGAGUUCCUGGAAUGAUGAGUUCCAGCAGAAGGAGAGCGAUUAUGGCAGGAGUCUCCUUCAAGAAGGAAAAUGGGUGUUCUCUGUCUGUGACCGCACUCCUGCAGACUCGCCCACGAAAGCUUUCAAGUUUACUCCAGGAUGGGUAGGACUAGCCAGUCCCACAUCCCCAGGUGAUCAAUAUUGGCCGACUGAAGAGAAGAAUGGAGAAGAAUCUGAAGAGCCUGUGGAAGCCAAGAAGGAGCAGUCUCAGAGCGAGUCUAGCCAGCAGUCUUCAACCGGAGGCAUCCUGAGAAGAGAAUCUCAAAGGUCACAGCAAUCUCAUGUGUCUCAACAGUCAGACAGUGCUGGUAGUGCUGUCCGGAGCAGUAUCUGCUCAGAACCAACAUCGCAUCAGCAUUGCGAUUCCUCCAGUACUAUCAGCUCGAACACGGCCCCAGUAGAUGCACAACUCGUGGGCAGUUCUCACAGUCUUCCUGUAGAUUCGCAGCAGCAGCAACAGUCUGGAGUUCCUCCUCCUCCCAGAAACUACAGUACAGAUACCAUGUCAAAAGCUGGCAGAGCCAUGCACUUUGAACAGUAUCCUCAAGGACCAGACAGGACACGAGCCAGCUCUAUUGACUCUCCCACCAGUGGUGCUGACAGCGAGUACUUCUCUGCAGGAGAAGAUAGUACUUUGGCAGCUGCCAUUCGCACCAGUAACUCUUCAACCAGCAUUCCAUCAACUGUCCACCCUCCCACCGACUCUGGUUCCUCUCUCUCAGAGUUCAAAGUUCAGUCCACCAUUUCCAGUUCCGAUCAUCACAGUCCAGAGCAGAUGGACUCUGCUACCUCCACCGAGUCUUUUGUCUCUGCGGCAUCAUCUGAAGACACUCUGAUCAGAAUGCGAGAUGAGAAGGAUGGAACGGUGAAGCGCAAGGAUCUAGAGAACCACUCUCCGUACUCUCCCUACCUGACGAGAGUCACCAGCCACCGAUGGUCGGUGCCUCUCAGCCUGGAGAGCUGGAAACAGUAUGUGAACUUUGACCCGGCGGACAUGACACCUUCCAGCUCCAUGUACCAGGCAUCCAUACAGAUGAUGGGGUUCGUGAAGCAACAGCAGGGUGUGAGUCCAGAGAUCAUCACAGCAGUAGACUCUGAUAUCACUUCAUCAGACAGUGAAGAUGUCAGUGACCAUUCCAGUGUACGGCAUGCGAGUGAUCACAGGGAUGCAAGCCUGCAGGAUCUGCAUGAAAGACUCUUUGCUGCAGAAACGUCACAUACAACUACAUCAGCCAUCAAGUUAGAGCCAUCAUCAGGAACAUCAGUCUUUGCUGAGAUCCAAGGACCUGUCAAUGUGCUUAUGACUCCUCUACUUCUAGUUGCUAUCAACAGGUAUGUGGAUGCUGCCAAAGCCAUCACCACCAGCCAGCAUCCUGCCACCCUCCUGUCCUCCCUCCACCACUCCUGCAUCGCCGAUGUGGAGUCCCUCUUCCUCCGAGGCCUUCUACCGGAGGGUGGGAGCAGCUCCAGUCUGUCCAGGCAGCAGCAGCAAGCCUCAGCUAACUUCAACAACAAUGCCGACUCCGAGGAAAGAGAGGACGGCACUAAGACAGUCACCAUGACGGUCAAACUACCAAAGGUCAAUUUGUGUGUCCUCCAAGUUCCUGAAGAUGGUGUGGGUGUUCCCAGUCUGACCAGCAACAAUGCUUCCUUGCUGAUUGCUCAGCUUGGUUCCUCUGAAGCUAACCUCUGGAUCAAGCAGAUUGACCGGAGCAUCAAGGUCGAGAACCAGAACACUGCGGGGAAGAAAGCACCUCAAGACACCCAGGCGGCCGUAGCCAUGGGCGCUUCGGAACAGAGCGACCCGACAGUCGUCACCCUGAUUAAGUUCUUCAAGCUUCACGCCCAGCUCCGCAGGCUUGCCAAACCUGGAAUCAAGACCAUUGAGAGUCCUACGGCCAUUCCAGAGCAGUACACUCAGGUGCAGUUCACCUUAUCCUCAAAGGUUCCUCCCAAUGUCAGUGCGGAUGAAGCAGACUCCAGGUACUCUUCCCUCCCAAGGAAGCGCAGGUUAUCCGUCCACAUGCCAAAGUCCUGGAUUAUGGCAGAGAGCGGGAUGGAGGAGAUAUCCAUCAAGUGUGGUCGACAAGGGGGUGACAUCCCCCUCCCCAAGAUCAAGCUGGCGGGAGACAGCAAGAAGUCUGAGAAGAGAACGGACAAAAAGGAAACAGGUUCUUCCGGCAAGAAGAGGACAGAUUCAUCUUCUUCCGCAAGGGAAGGCAGUGGGAAGCGAAAGAGGAGGGAUCGAUUCAGCUCUGGAGGCAGUAGCCUCGAGAAGCCACCUGAUACCAAAGAAAGAGGCUUGGACUUUUGUAUUCAUAUCAGUAGCUUCUGGUCUCACCUGCCCACCCCACCUCAACCAAAGAAGGAAUCAUUUAUCCAAGGAUCUGAUACGAAUCUGCUGACCACAGCCUCCCCGGCCCUGGAUGAGUGGCUGAGGGCGAUGACAGGGCUGACGACAUCCGUAGGAGACAUCGUCGAUGCCAGGCACUUCCGCAGCUGUGCACUAAUGGCUUGCAUCAUGGCUGAGGCCCACGACAAUCUGGAAAAUCAUCAACCACUGCCAAAGAAGAAGCAAACCAGAUGGGCAGCCAUAUCAGAUGCCAUGCUGCAGGAUCUGUCUUGCCAGCUUAUGGGCAUCCUGUGGCGCUACCUUGCAUCAGCUGACUGGCAGAAGAUCGAGGAGAUAGUCUCUGGAGAAGAUUUACCUGCCCUGUCAUCCUUGGAGAGUGGUACCAACACCCUGAUCAGACAAUGGAAGGUCACACUUUCCCUGAUCAACCCUCAGGUCAAUGUGGCACGCUUCCCGCAGCAGGUGGCGGUCUACAAGUCCCCCGAGGAACGUGGACUCUUGAUGGAAGAUGAGAUGUGGACGCCAAGGCAGAUCAGCGAGGACCCAAUGUCUGAUGUGCCUCCUUCCGCUGGACAUACUGGAGACAGCGAGCUGAUGGAUCCUUUGACACUAUCCCUGUAUUCAGAUCGGAUUGGUGUAGGCCUUCAGAAGAGCAUCUAUGCGGAGUUCUCCGGGAGAGUUCAGCCACACUCUACUGAUUGGCUUAGAGAGAUGUCAUCUUCUAAUAGACAUAGGGAGCAGAGCGGGGAUUCUGCAACGCGCUAUCGGUCCUUGACAAAUACCAGUAAUGCUGGUUCGGCUUCAGGGACUUCAGCCAAGAAGUGGAAGGGAGGCUACAAGACUUUGGACGAAGAGGACAAACAUGAUGCCUUCAGUCCAGCUUCAAGUAUGUGCAGUGAUGAUAUCACAGAUAACCUGGACAAAUCUAAUCCACGAUUAAUUGAUGAUGAUGAUUUUGAUGGAGGUGGUCCUGUUGGCAAUUUAGACAUUGAUUUGGAGAGUGGCUCAGCUUACCUAGUCCCAGGCACCACUCCUGCACCGAAAAGUCCUGUAGUCACUCCGACCGUCCAGCAGUUUGGUGAUGCAGACACCCUCUUCAGACCACUCCUCACCAACCUUGGACUCCACAAGAAAAAGUCCUCUCAGCCGCUGGCCAAGUUGAUUCAGUCGGUCGGUCAGGUGUCCUUCCAGUUCAAGCUGGAUCAGUUCAGGGUUGUCAUCACCAAGUCCAGUUCAAAGCACCUUCGCAGCACCCGUGCCCCUCGAUCUGCAGACACUCCUGCCUUCCUUUGUGAGAAGAUCCACAUCCGUGCUAUGAUGAGGGAGACCGCUCCUUCAGAGAAGAGUGAAUCUUUGUUCAAAGCAACCAGUACUACAUUCUUCAGUGGCAGCAGUAGCAUUGAGAUCUGCUGUGACAUCCAUGUGGGGUCCGUUGUCCAGGUCAUCAACAUGGCUAUCUUGAGACUCCUAAGUCAAGUCAUUCAGAUGGUGGAGAAUUUCCAACAUGCAAAGACGGAUCUCAAACUCAAGCAAUAUGUAUCGAGCAUGCCCCAAGGUGAGGGAAGCAUAGCAGACCUACGCGUCAGGGCCGCUAACAGCAGACACACGAGAAACCCUUCCCGCCGAAGCAACAAGGUGUUCACACCGCCAAACAUGGACACCCUCGGGCGGACGCGCCAGAGCUCUCAGCGCAGUCGAAACCUCAAGUUUAAGGAGCACGAGACAGCCAGUCUCUACUCUACCGCUGAAUCGUUCGACUCGCAUGCAGAGAGCGACAGCAUUCCAAAGUGCUGGCAGACCAUGUACCAUUUGAUCAAUCUUUACUCUGGUGUGAAUGAACCCGUUAGCAUUGCCACGACCCAUGUCUUUGUGAAUCCACUCUUCAGUGCAAAAGGGAAUGAGAGAAGUGGGGGUAUGAUGGAGGGAGUGCAAGACCUUGGACUUGGCAUGCCACAAGAUAGAGAUGCCUUAGCCAUGGGUGCCCUUGAUGAUCUAGACGGCACUGCUGAAGAGGCUAUCCAGCCCAGACCUGACAUCGAGGGUCUGGAGGUGUCUCUCAUCGGGACCAUUCUUGUGGAUGAGGUCUGUCUUCUGGCCCAGUUAGCUGGACUACAUCUAGAGGCUGAUACGACAUACAUCACUGGCAGCUUCUCCCUCCAACAGACUUUGCCCAUGCAAGGCUAUGUACCAGCUGCCUUGUGGAGGAAAUUCCCCUCCAUUGGAGCAUCACUUCAGACAACAGCAGUCACGCUGGAACUAUCAGAGAAGGCCAAGAAGGAUUUCUACACCAUCGCCAGCUUGACCAUCGACAAGCCUCAGUCCACCGUCUCCCUAUCGGGUAGCCUUGACCAUCAGAACCAGGUGUCUCUGGCCACCGGAGUGGACAUGGUCAAUCUGACCGUCCCAAUGAACCUGUCCGUACUCAGCGCCGUGGUGUCGCGGAGCAGCAAGAAACUGGCGCAGCGGAUACAGCAGCUCAAACAGACUCAGAAGAGCUACAGAUCAACCCAGGAAGAGGUUGUAAUAGCUGCGGCGCCCUCUAAGCCCAGUCUGUCAGGAAGCAAGAUGGAUGAGACAUGGCCACCUGGCAGGGCAGAGGCAAGAUGGACGUUGAACGGAGUCACUAGAGUGAAGACGGUGGUACUCCAAGCAUCGGUUCUUCCACAGUUACAGGCGCAGUAUACGAUUGAUGGUACAUCAGGGACUGCUUCAUGGGGUGAAGAAGGAACAUUUGCAGCCGAUAUCACAGAACAUUCAUUCAAGUUCAUAUCCACAGUUCCUGCAGCUGAGUUUGGUGCUCCUGCUAAGAUCACCUUCCCAGGGAUCCAUUUCAAAGGUCGCUACGGCCUGUACGACGCUCAGAAUGAGAGCAGUUCGACCACCACCACCACGGCCAGCUCUAGACAGGGUAGCAACAAUAUUCUAGAGGCUGUGACGGAGAUACAAGCCUUCCAGCACACCCUCUCACCUGAUCUUGUCAAUCAUCUCAUCACUGUUCAGAAAGUCAUUCUCAAGGAAUUGAACAACAUGGUGAGAGGUAUACAGCAGACUCACUGGCCCGUCUUAGAAUCAUCCAAGACCAAACUCCCACCAUCUACCCCUACAGUAGAGAGACUCACAUACAGCAUGCAAGUCAGAUUAGAGGGUAUCCAAGUAACAGCCACCAGCCCCACUGCCAGUGCAGUCAGGUUUGAGACAGGAGUGGUAGAGCUUGAACUCUCAAACAGACCUCAUACAGAGACAGAUUCGGGCGCAGAGGAUGUGAAUCCCGGUCAUGGUAUGAGGAUGUUUGCCAAAGCUCUCAUCGAGUUCAACCUAAGCCUGGGUACCCUGGUCAAGAACCCAGUCUUCAUCGAAGCAGAACCAGAGUUCCAUGAGAUGGCAUACUUCAAGACCAAGAUAGGACUCAGGAAUACUGUCAAGGAGAUAAAUGAUGAUCUGACUGAGGGAAAGGACACCCUUCUCAUCACACUCAACAGACCAACACUCUUUGUACAAUCCAGUGCAGCUGAUAGAGCUGUGCUUUUAUGGCUGAGCUACACCUCUUCCUAUGACCAAUGGGCAGAGCAGUGGAAGACCAUGGCUCAGGAUGACAACCUCCAGGGCGUGGCUGUCAAUGAUUCCAUCAGGUUACCCCUCAUCAGGAACCAAGAGGGGGGAGACUCCACCCUCUUCUUGCAGCUUACUGUGCAAGAGUUGGGCAUCUGCAUUCCGAUCCUACCCUCGGUACAGGUAAGAUGACAAACCAGUAUCCAGGCUUUAAUUCCUCCAGGACAUUGGAUAUGGUUGCAUGAUGGUAUGAGAUUAAGAUUUCGCAAAAAAUGGAAUGUGCUAGAAAUAGGAUGAUAUAAUAAUAAUAGUAAUAGCUAGUUCUUUUAUAUCGCUUUUCUGGACCAAAGGCCCUCUCAAAGCGCUUUACAGAUAUAUAUAUACAGAUAUAGUAACCUGUUAUGUUUUUCCUUCUUUUUUCUUUGUUUUUCAUCCAUAAUCUCGAUUUCUACUCAUACUAUGUUUCUCAUAAUUUUGUAUUAUGAUAAUGAAAUAUUUGAAAUACAUGUGUUUCAUUUUAAUUUG
Molecule: messenger RNA, 10049 nt
Organism: Strongylocentrotus purpuratus (purple sea urchin)
Lineage: Eukaryota; Metazoa; Echinodermata; Echinoidea; Camarodonta; Strongylocentrotidae
Product: transmembrane protein KIAA1109
Exons: 38
Coding region: 210-9716 (3168 amino acids)
Biological process (GO): synaptic vesicle endocytosis
Source: RefSeq, a predicted model, not a curated record